AUUCUGGGAGAUUUAGUUGAGGAUGGCGACUUCGUUAGGAGCGAAUACGUACAAUAGACAAAACUGGGAAGACGCGGAUUUUCCCAUCCUGUGUCAGACAUGUUUGGGCGAGAAUCCCUACAUUCGGAUGACAAAAGAGAAGUAUGGAAAGGAAUGCAAGAUCUGUGCCCGGCCCUUCACCGUGUUCCGCUGGUGCCCCGGGGUGCGCAUGCGCUUCAAGAAGACGGAGGUCUGCCAGACAUGCAGCAAGAUGAAGAACGUCUGCCAGACGUGUCUCCUGGACCUGGAGUACGGCUUGCCCAUCCAGGUCCGCGACACCGGCCUGGCGAUCAAAGACGACAUGCCGAAGUCAGAUGUGAAUAAGGAGUACUACACCCAGAACAUGGAGAGAGAGAUCCAGAACUCGGACGGGACGAGGCCCGUGGGGCUCCUGGGAAAGGCGCCCAGCUCCAGCGACAUGCUGCUGAAACUUGCCCGCACCACGCCCUACUACAAGAGGAACCGCCCCCACAUCUGCUCCUUCUGGGUGAAGGGCGAGUGCAAGAGAGGCGAGGAGUGUCCUUACAGGCAUGAGAAACCCACAGAUCCUGACGACCCGCUUGCAGAUCAGAACAUUAAGGACCGGUACUACGGGAUAAAUGACCCAGUAGCGGACAAGCUGCUGAAACGGGCCUCCACCAUGCCCCGCUUGGACCCGCCCGAGGAUAAGUCCAUCACCACGCUGUACGUGGGAGGACUGGGGGACAACAUCACGGACGCGGAUCUCAGGAACCACUUCUAUCAGUUUGGGGAGAUCCGCACCACCACCAUCGUCCAGCGGCAGCAGUGUGCCUUCGUCCAGUUUGCCACUCGCCAGGCGGCUGAGCUCGCCGCCGAAAAGUCCUUCAACAAGCUCAUCAUCAACGGCCGCAGGCUGACCGUCAAAUGGGGAAGGUCCCAGGCAGCCAGAGGGAAGGAGAAGGACAAGGACGGGGUGGGAGAGAUGGGCAUGAAGCUGGAGCCAGUGCCCGGGCUACCAGGAGCUCUGCCCCCGCCCCCCUCAUCAGAAGAAGAAACCCCAGCCAACUACUUCAACCUGGGCCCCAGCACGUCCCCCGCAGUCAUGAACAUCGCCCUACCCCCACCGCCCGGCAUCACAAACCCUCCUCCCCCAGGUUUUGGACCUCCAAUGUUCCACUCCAUGGGUUCGAUGGGCCCUCCACCGCCCCCUCCCAUGUCCAUGAGAGCUCCCGGCCACAUCCACUAUCCUUCCCAAGAUCCUCAGCGCAUGGGUGCCCACGCCAGCCGCCACGGUGGCUCCUAGUCUCAAAGCUGCCUUGAGAUGCCCAGCAACUGAAUGGUCUCAGGAGGCGAUUGUGGUGUUGUGAAACAGCUGCUUACGUAUUUACUUUCACACAAAUACGCAGUAUUAACCCUUUAUUGGAACAAAAAAGGUUGAAGUUGCAUGAAAUUACCAUGAGUUGUUAAACUGAAACAAAAUGCUCAGUGAUGCUGCCAUGUUGAAAUGAGGCUUUUCUUAGUUUCAUAAACCAAAAAAGCUGCACAAUAUUGUCUGCAUCAUGACUGACAUAAAAGGGUUAACACUCCUUACAAACACCACCUGCGUCUCUCCUCUGACUGGCACAGCAGAGAGAUGGAGGACAGCAGUUGUUACAGCCGGCUGUCCUCCACAGAAACGCCUGGUUUUUAGUAGCCCCACACCUUCUGUUCCUGUAGGUGUUGCUCUGUGUGGGGGCAUUCACUGGUAAACUCAAGCCAGGGAGAUGAGGAUGUGGGUCAGCCUACAGACGCCCACUUUUUUAUUCAGCAUUCAGUGCUGACUGGUCAAAGGCAAAGCUGAGGUUUAAAGUGAUAAACCGAGGUACCCAAAGCAUUGGGAUCUGCAUAGUGCCACGCUUGUUCAUUCUGUCAUGGGAAAAACAGUAUUUUUUUUAGUCUUGAGUGCAUAAUGUUGAGUGACAGGUGUUUGUCAUUGCUGGUGUAGAAGGCUGAGUUUUUAUGGAGACCUUGCGGGACGCCGUCGUCUCAGUUCAGCCAAAUCAACCAGUGCCCUUUGUCUUUAGUAUUGAAUAAGCAAGUGUCUUGGUUUCAGCUUCCACAAGCCAGCCCUAUAAAGAACAGUGUUCCUCACUCACAGUGACUGGCCCUUCAAGGGUAAGGCCAGUACCUUCAUUCUGCCUGUAGAUGGCGAAAUGGCAGUGAUAAGGGAACCCCAAGCAGUCGCAGCCUAUGAAUGGUGUCUGUUGUUUUUCUUUGUCUUGCAUAACUUACAACAUAUGGCCAAAGCAUGUUGUGGUGAGAUUGCAUUUGUCCCUAUGUUUUAGGCUUUAUAAAGCCUAUAUAUGUUGUAUACAUACAUACAAGUA
Molecule: messenger RNA, 2366 nt
Organism: Megalops cyprinoides (Indo-Pacific tarpon)
Lineage: Eukaryota; Metazoa; Chordata; Actinopteri; Elopiformes; Megalopidae
Product: pre-mRNA-splicing factor RBM22
Exons: 11
Coding region: 23-1303 (426 amino acids)
Cellular component (GO): U2-type catalytic step 2 spliceosome; Prp19 complex; U2-type catalytic step 1 spliceosome
Molecular function (GO): U6 snRNA binding; metal ion binding; pre-mRNA binding
Source: RefSeq, a predicted model, not a curated record